Molecule: messenger RNA, 3459 nt
Organism: Eutrema salsugineum
Lineage: Eukaryota; Viridiplantae; Streptophyta; Magnoliopsida; Brassicales; Brassicaceae
Exons: 15
Coding region: 23-3310 (1095 amino acids)
Source: RefSeq, a predicted model, not a curated record
UUUCCCCAAAUCCUCUAUACCCAUGGCGUCGGAAAAGCCUGAAGAUCCGAUGAACAUCUCCGCCGGAACAGACGAGGAGACUAUAGCUCAGCGGAGAAAGCGGCUCCGGCGAGUAAGCUUCGCCGACCGAGAGAUUACCUCCGUCCACAUUUUCAAGCGGGACGAAGAUUACGAGACGCCGCCCAACUCCUCCGCCUCGAAGCCGCAAAACGGUGAACAAGCUGAUACGUCAGAGUCUGAGGACAAAGUGAUUAGGUUUUUCGGCGAAUUAGCUGACAGCGAAGACACUGGAGGAGACGGCGAUGCUGAAGAAGACGAAGCUGUGGUGGAGAAAUUUUUGAGGCCCAAAAAUUCGCCAUCUUCAGGUGGUAGCACUAUUGGUUCCGCUAGGAGUGAUGACGAGGAUAAUUUCUUCGGACCUGUGUCUUCCCAUUUCAUCAACCCUGGAAGAUUGUCAGACGCUACAAUCUCCGAAGAGCACCAUGACAUUACGAUGGACUCCACGGCCUUUUCAAUGCAUUUCCGGAGUCUUGCGAUGUCGGAGUCUGGAGACGUAAGGACCCCUACGAGCAGCCAAGUUCCAGUGGAAGAGAAAACACCAACUCAGGUUACCUCCAGAUCUGAUACAGGAAGUGCAAUGGUGUUAACAUACCCUAAGAAGCUAUUCCCAAAAUCUCCUUUACCAGUUGACAAAGGAAGCGGUGGUGGAGACUCGAAUGACAUGAGUCUCGUAGGUGAAGAUUCUCGAAAAUACGAUUACGGGCAUAUAACUCCUGCAUUAGCCGCUCUACUUGGUGAUGAAAGCGAUGAAUUGCUUCCUGCAUCUUCUAACACGCCCGUCCAUGAUUUUUCCUUGCCCCCUCAAAAUGGAUGCAUUCCCAUGGGUCAAUCUUGUAAAGAAUCAGGAAUAUUGCUGCAUGAAUCAGGAAGCCAACGUUAUACAAACGAGGCUUUCAGUUCCUCGUCAACUAAUAGAAGGAGGUCUAUAUUGCCCCAGUCCUUUUCUUGUGUUACUCCUUCACCUCCUAAACAUGGUGGAAGCUUUAUGAGCAGGGAAACUCUUGCACUAGUUGAGAGCUUGUCAACCAUCCAGAAAAGCAAAUCCAGACUUGGACUGAUUCCACCAUCACCUGCUUCUGCUCUUUCUCAAAGAAUUGAAAAAUCAAUGCUUCAGUUGUCAGGACACCGUUCCAUGACUACCCCAUUGACUACUGGCAGGGAAGAAGUAGGUGUCCGAAAGCAUACAGAUAUCCCCAUUACUAACUUGGAGGAUUUGCUAUCUAAAGAUGAUGACAGAACACCAGUUUCUGAAAAGAAAGGCAUACCAGAUCAGCGCAGUUGUGGUGCAUUGAGCCCUGCUGUUGACAGUAGCAAUUUAUUUGCAUGCAUAAGUCCUGAAGGAAACACUAAUUCUGGCAUAGAGGGUUCACUCUUAAGACAACAGGAAAGAAAUCAGAUAGCCAGCACCCCUGAGAAGUUUGUGUCACCUAUAGCAAAAUCGCCAAAUGCGAAGACGUCAGCAUUGAUGAAUGUUGUUACCCUUCAUGAUCAAGAGCAGCACAGUAAAGCCAUCGGGAAUUCUGAGACUGGGGAGGGACACGCGACCAAGGAUUGUGCUAGUAAUUGUUCUCCGUAUACGUUAUCUGACAAAGUGGAUUCACUGCUUAGAGAAUCUUGCGUAUUACUUAGCGAGACAGGCUUCUUGAAUGGCUCUGCUCAACAAAAAGAGAAAGACAGCGUGCUGACCAAAAAUCAAGACGGAACCAACAACAUCAGUGCUGCCCGUUGUGAAAGUGAAGUUAUCUUAACUGGAAACUUCCCUGCAGUAGUGGCAGAAGACCUUCCUAAUACAUCUGGCUCUUCAUCUAUGGACAGAAGUAAGGAUGACGCUUCACAUGCUAAGGGGCCAUCCAGAUUGAAAAGGAAAGCCAAAGAUGUUGAUCGUGCUGCUAGAAGUGGUAGCCCCAAAGUCAGGAAAAGCACAGUGUAUAUUUCAAAUCCAGUGAUGGACCACCCUGAUGGCAACUAUGAUGCUAACGACUGCCGCGUAAUUCCUAAACAAGUAAUAAACUGGGUAGAGAUACCAGGAAAAGUUUCAGUAGAAAUCAAUCAAAUGCUUGCUCCAUUGUCGGAUAAACUGAACUCAAGACAAAUAUGCAAGCUGGAAGAUAUAUUAACGCACUUGAAGAAGGUUCAUUUGUGUGAGAUGCUUUGUCUUCAAAUUAAAUCUCAGAAAGUAUGCGACGACUUGAGUGGUGCUAAGACAAAGAGACGUGCUGAGAGUAGAUCAUCACUCUGCAAGUUAGCAUAUGAAAAAGCCAAACUUGAGUUGCUGCAACUCAAGCAAGAGAUAAUGAUGAAAAAGUUUCAAGCAGUGAGCACUGGUGUACAAACAUCUGAAAUAUUGAAGUUGAAUUGUGCCAAGCUUUUACAUCAACAUGAUCUCCAUUCUACUGGCUUGUUUAAUCCUGAGAAAGCUCAUGAGGAUACUAAUAGUAAAGGAGCAGAGAUAACGGAGGAGAUCGAAGUAUUGGACUCAAAAAUCAAGAACUUGAUCAAAUGUUUUCCUACAUGCGACAAGAUGGCAGGAGAACCUGCAUAUGCAGAUACUAUUACGAUUGCUGAAGAUAAAUUGAAAAAGAAAAUGAAUUGCAGAUUUAUACGUCAAGAAAUUCUGGCCUGGAAAGUUGAAAGUUUGGGCGAAAAAAAUGAUUGUCAGAGCAUUGUUCUAAACUAUCGUGGCUUGAUCAACCAAAGGCUCACAUUAAAGCCUGGACAUGCUUCAUGUGUAAUGAUUUCAAACAGUUUGAGUGAUGCAUUCACUAAGCAUUUCCCGGACAUGAAUGUUUCAGUUGCGUUUAACUCCUUGUUUAACGCUGAAUACCCCCCGAAGUAUGUUGGUUCCAAUACAUUGUUGGAGAUUACACAGAAAACCAGUCUGGUCUUACAUAAUAUGCUAGAUGUAGCUGAGGAAUUACAGUUAGCUCGAAUGGAGAUACCAAAUUUGGUCCAAGGAAAAUUCGAUUCUCCGUCAGCGGAGCAGCUCCAUUUGCAGAUUACCUUCAUUGAUUGCAAAAACUUAAGAAAAAUAAUCAUGAUUCUCGAUAUGGCAUGUUUGAUUCAUGGGAAGUAUCCUGGUGACAUAAUUCCUUGCGAGUUAAUCUCAGGCACAAAUAGAGAUGGUGCUGCGUCGAAACAACUGAUGAAUGAGAUAGAAUCUGCAAUGGAUGGUGUUGGAGUCGGAUCUCCUCGGAUAUUGAAACUCUGUCGUUGCGUUUCCAAAUUGUUGCAAUCACAAAGCAGGAGAUGAUUGAUGUCUAAUUUCGUAACACUUCACGUUAUAUGCCGGUUUGUUUUGUAAAUAUGGCACAAGGACUACUAUUACUAUUACUGUUACCGCUACUAGAGAAUAGUAAAUCCGGUACGGUUCAGGUGCAAACCCGGUUAGUUGGGUUUUAA